Molecule: messenger RNA, 1356 nt
Organism: Acanthocheilonema viteae
Lineage: Eukaryota; Metazoa; Nematoda; Chromadorea; Rhabditida; Onchocercidae
Source: the annotation of a GenBank genome assembly
AUGUUUUUAAUAUCAAAAAUAGUACGUGGUAGGCGAUUGUUGCAUGAACUUGAAAAUGAGAGUGAAAAAAAAACGGCACAGGAGGCGAGUGUAACAGAAUCCUCAACGACAGUCGGUCGGCAAAAUGCACAAGCAACUCGGGCUGAAAAAUCAAUAGGUGAAAUGUCACAGUCUGGAGCAGGACCAUCUAAUGCAAAUACAACAUAUGCAACAGCUACGCCAUUAUUUCGCAGGAAAACUAUCAAGCAGAAGAGAGAUUCCUCAUUACCGGAUGGAGUCGAAACGGAUUUAGACAUCGAUUUAAGCGAUUUCACAAUGCCUCUUCAUUUACGUCGAUCAUCCAGCAUGCCAAGUGUAUCCGAUCCUAUCAUUAGACCGGUUUUAAAACAUUAUGAUUAUAACUCAAGAUUGAAUCGACUCCAAAAACGACUCCUUCGCUUUACCUGGCAUCGUUUGCAAACCAGGAAUGGUGGAAAGCGGGUGACAAAUGUUUUCGAAGAGGUUUACGAGCGCCUUCUAAAGCACUUACCUGGAAUUUGGGAAAUGUUCACAACACGAACUUUUUUAUCUGCAAUGUCACGAAGUGAAACUGCCACACCAAGGGAUCAUGCGAAGGAAACAGUGAAAUUGAUCGAUUAUGCGAUUAAGAAUUUGGAAGUAAGCGAUAAGGAAAGGAAUGAUACAGGCAGUGAUUACGAUCCUUUCUUACUCGGUAAAGCACAUGGCAUACUUCGACCAUAUGGUUUCACCGGGAAUUACUGGGAGAAACUUGGCGAAAUUAUUGUUGAUGUAGUGUUAGCGCAAGAAGCUGUUAGGGAUUUACCUGGUGCUGGCCAAGCUUGGGUUAUAUUCACUGCAUGUCUUGUUGACCAGCUAAGAGCCGGAUUUGACGAUAGCAAAAGCGGCUUGAUACCAACUACUGGAAUGUUCCAUCAGAAAUUUAUUUGUGGUAUUGCAAAUUCUGAUAAUGCAGUCGAUCAUUAUCACCAUCCAUUUCUAUCCACUGACAGAGCUUAUUACUCAACAGCGAGUCACUCCAAUGUCAGUCAAUCAAUUCCACCAGAAUACACUUCAACAAUAAUAUCGAAAGGAAGUGGAAGCCCAACUUUUGAUUCAGGUAUGUCACAAAGAUGUGAAAGACGAAAUUGUCCCAUACCUGUACCUGUAGCAGAACAUAAUAGCUCAACAUUUCGAAAUAGUAGACGAAAAAGUUCAAUACGCUCCAUAGCAGGCAUGAAACAAUCCAAAGGUACGAGUAAUUAUUACUCACCGCGGAAUUUAUCAUCCAUUCAUGAGGAUUCCAGCAAUGCUCAGAUAUUGAAUCCGGAAUCAAUUAUGGAACAAUAUAUUAUAUGA